ACACGGCCAUCCUCUCCCCGUCCACCGCUCACACACGCAGCCGUUUCUGCAGGACUGGGACCGGGGACCGGGACCAGGGACCGGGACCAGCUCUAGCUCUGCACCCCCCGCGGCUCGGAGCCCUCGCAGCCCUCGGAGCCCGCAGGCCGCUGCAGCGCGGAGGGUUUCCCGCGGAGCCGGCGUCGUGCUGCGUUCGUCUGCAGAGAUCCCUGCGCGGAGCAAACAUGGCGACUCCAGCUGCGGUCACCCCCCCGGAAAUGGGCAGUGAGUUGCCAGGUACGGUUCCUAUGCCUGGAGCGGUGGGGUCCAGCCAAGUGAGGAUGGGAGGAACGGUGCCAGGCCGGGGGGGCAAGAGGAGAUCAGGAGGAAUGGACUUUGACGAUGAGGAUGGAGAGGGGCCGAGCAAAUUCUCAAGGUAUGAUGAUGAUCAGGUUCCUGGUGGAGAUAAGGAGAGAUAUGCCAGAGAGAACCACAGUGAGAUUGAGCGCCGCCGCCGCAACAAGAUGACCCAGUACAUAACGGAGCUGUCGGACAUGGUCCCGACCUGCAGCGCCCUGGCCCGGAAGCCCGACAAGCUGACCAUCCUGCGCAUGGCCGUGUCCCACAUGAAGUCCAUGAGGGGAACUGGAAAUACGUCCACCGAUGGUGCCUACAAGCCGUCCUUUCUGACUGAACAGGAACUGAAGCACCUGAUCCUGGAGGCAGCGGACGGCUUCCUGUUUGUGGUGGCGGCGGAGACGGGCCGUGUCAUCUACGUGUCGGAUUCGGUGACGCCGGUGCUGAACCAUCCCCAGUCAGAGUGGUUUGGCAGCACUUUGUACGAGCAGGUCCACCCCGACGACGUGGACAAGCUGAGGGAGCAGCUCAGCACCUCAGAGAACUCCAUGACAGGACGGAUUCUGGACCUGAAAACAGGAACUGUCAAGAAGGAGGGUCAGCAGUCCUCCAUGAGGAUGUGCAUGGGCUCCAGACGCUCCUUCAUCUGCCGUAUGAGGUGUGGCAGUGCCCCUCUGGACCACAUCUCUCUGAACCGUCUGUCCAACAUGAGGAAGAGAUACAGGAAUGGUCUUGGACCAACCAAGGAAGGAGAAGCUCAGUACUCUGUGGUGCACUGUACCGGAUACAUCAAAGCCUGGCCCCCCGCAGGUAUGACCAUACCAGAGGAGGACACGGAGUCGGGUCAGACGGGGAAGUACUGCCUCGUGGCCAUCGGGAGGCUGCAGGUGACCAGUUCUCCGGUCUCCAUGGACAUGAACGGCCUUUCGGUUCCUACAGAGUUCCUGUCCCGUCACAACUCGGAUGGAGUCAUCACAUUUGUCGACCCGCGCUGCAUUAACGUCAUUGGUUACCAACCUCAGGACCUGUUGGGGAAAGAUAUCCUGGACUUUUGUCAUCCUGAAGACCAAAGUCACCUAAGAGAAAGUUUCCAACAGGUGGUGAAGCUGAAGGGACAGGUGCUGUCAGUCAUGUAUCGUUUCCGGAUGAAGAGCAGAGAGUGGAUGCUCAUCCGAACCAGCAGUUUCACUUUUCAGAACCCGUACUCGGACGAGAUCGAGUACAUCAUCUGUACCAACACCAACGUCAAGCAGCUCCAGCAGCAGCAGGCAGAGCUGGAGGUCCAGCAGAGAGAAGGUCUGACGGCCUACGACCUCUCCCAGGUCCCAGUGGCCGGCGUCAGCAGCGGAGUCCACGAGCCGGCCAAGUCCAUCGACAAAACGGAAGCGCUGUUUUCCCAGGAGAGAGACCCCCGCUUCACGGAGAUGUACACCGGCAUCUCCGGAUCGGGAGACAAGAAGAUGAUGGUUCCGUCCUCCACGGCCGGAGGACAGCCGCUCUACUCCCAGAGCUCCCCCUUCCAGCAGGGACACUCAGGGAAGAGCUUCAGCUCCUCGGUGGUCCACGUCCCCAGCGUCAGCGACAUCCAGCCGUCCGGCUCGUCCAAUCAGAGUCUGGCUCAGAUCGGCAGACAGAUCAACACCGGCCAGGUGGCCUGGUCCGGAAACCGCCCGCCCUUCUCUGGACAGUCCAGUAAAGCCCAGUCCAGUCCCUUCGGGAUGGGUUCUGGCCACAGCUACCAGACGGACCCGGCCUCCUACAGCCCCCUGUCGUCCCCGGCAACCUCCUCCCCCAGCGGCAACGCCUACUCCGGCCUGAGCAACCGCAGCACAGCCUUUGACGUGUCGGCAGACAGCAGUCAGAGCGGGGCCCAGUUCCAGGGCCGGCCCAGCGAGGUCUGGUCCCAGUGGCAGAACCAGCACCACUCCCAGCAGGCCGGGGAGCAGCACGGACACGCCAACCCCAGCCAGACCGAGGUCUUCCAGGACAUGCUGCCCAUGGCGGGAGAUCCCACCCAGGGAACGGCCAACUACAACAUCGAGGACUUUGCUGACCUCGGCAUGUUCCCCAACUUCUCCGAGUAGUCCCCGCCCUCCGCCCUCCGGCCCCGCUCCGCCCU
Cololabis saira (Pacific saury) is the source of this 2455-nucleotide messenger RNA. It is a transcript of the gene arnt2, whose product is annotated as aryl-hydrocarbon receptor nuclear translocator 2. Gene Ontology annotation, biological process: regulation of transcription by RNA polymerase II. The transcript has 20 exons. The record is from RefSeq and is a predicted model, not a curated record. NCBI's taxonomy places the organism in Eukaryota, Metazoa, Chordata, Actinopteri, Beloniformes, Belonidae. Gene Ontology annotation, molecular function: DNA-binding transcription factor activity, RNA polymerase II-specific; RNA polymerase II cis-regulatory region sequence-specific DNA binding; protein dimerization activity. Gene Ontology annotation, cellular component: transcription regulator complex; cytoplasm; nucleus. The coding region runs from base 225 to 2420 and encodes 731 amino acids.